GAUGAAAACGGCAAACAGCUGGAUGCAGAACGAACGUCGCUUCAAGUCCCGCACCGUCAUGAAUCCGCCGAACUCGACACCCAACUCGAGCCAACUGAAGAGGGGCCUGAAAGGCGGCGCCUGGCGACCGUGGAGGCGCCCGGUAGGCAGUGCAGGACGCUCCCGACGGCAGGAAGUCGACGAGCGGCCUCAAGAGCAGCUCGUCUUCGACAACUCGCACGUGGGUCGCUGCCUGCGCUACGUGUCCUUCGUGCUGGGCCUGGGCGUGACCGCGUCGGUGACGCUGUUCACCCCGCCUGUGCUGCUCGCGGAUCGCCUCGGGUCCUGCGAACGCGGCUGCCUGUUCCUCGACCAGGAUUUGGGCCGAUCGCUCGACCACAGCGUGCACCCUUGCGAUGAAUUUUACGAGCAUGUGUGCAGUGGCUGGGAUGCGAGGAAAACCCGCUACCUGUCCCCCUUGGACAUGUACCGGGCCGCCUUCAGCAGGCGCAUCGUCAUGGGCAUGAUGCUCGAGAAGAUCCCUUCGCGUUCGGCCACUGCCAAGGGAAGGGCUGCAGGAUUCCUUUUCCGGUGCCUGAGUCGGGGGGAAACGAAAAACGUCUCGGCAGUCGUCGCGUUCCUUCAGGAACUGGGUCUCCCGUGGCCGAACAAGUCUCCGACAAACCGCCAGCAGCUGCUCGACAUUUUUGUGACAGCGUCAUUGGAGUUUGGCAUGCCGAUGUUCUUGGCCUUUUACAUUGGUCGCCACCCCUCCCAAGCGACCGCUAACGCCAUCUAUAUGACUCUGGAACCACGCAUCCGCGAAUGGAUUAGUGACAUAGAGGCCCUCGCCGAAAGGAGCGAAGAGGACGACUACUUGAGGCGUUGCGCGGAGAUCGUCGGCCGCGAGGGACAGUCCUACUCCAUCAUGAUCCGGGAAGUGCUGCGGACACACUCUGAGGUCGUAGACCUCGUGCGAGGCUUUUGGAGAAGGCACGCCUUGCCACGGUUUUACAACCUCAGCGACCCGGAUCUCCGGAGGGCCAUCAACGGCCACCUCCCGGAUGACUCGCAGCUGUGGCCCGAAGACGAGAUUGUCGUUCUGCAGCCUGACUUAAUCGCGAAGCUAGACGCGGAGCACUUGAGCCCCAGCGGGUUCCAGGAGAGCUUCAAGCUGUUCCUUGGCGCGUACGUGGUCUGGGCGUUGUCGCCGCUGGUGUCCAGACACUUGAGCACCCGCAUGCUUCUCGAAGUGGGUGGACGAGACGGCGAAGCGAACCAGCGUCUCUCCAAGUGCAUCCAAACUCUGGAGAUGGUGAUGCCACUCGUGAUGUGGCAGCUGCACCGUGACGCGCAGAGGAACCUGUGGCCAACCUGGACCAUCACGCGCUUAUCCGCACGCUCACUGGCUUCGUUCUUUCACUCGUACAGCGACGUACCACAAGCAUUCGCGAGCGCAAUCUUGACGAACGUCGGAGCAAACUCCUUCAACAUGACGAACACGUGGGAAACGCUAGAUAACGCUCUGGCCUACCUCUCGGACAACACGGACGCGCCUUUCUUCGAUCUUUACCGAGCAGCGGCCAGGGCAACAGUGACGUUCUUCAAACAGUCGCUGCGACAGCCAAAGCACAAUAUCCACCACAUCCCAGGCCUCGCUAGUGUCGAAGUCUACCGGCUGAUUGUGACUCGCGAAGUGUCGAUUCCCCACUUCCUGACAUCUCCGCCCCUAUACCAGCCAUGGUACCCAGCCGCCGUGAUCUCAGCUCUAGCUGGAACCCGAGCCAUCGCCCAAAUAUCGGCGCUGCUUCGAAUUGCACUAUAUUACGACAGUCGUUUUCAACCCCACCACUCAGGCCGCGUCCCACCCAAGGCAGAAGGGUUCGUGCGGGACCUAAUGAAAUUCAAGCGUACGUUCAACGCCAGCGGCAUCUUCCCCGACGCGACCAAGCAGGAGAUCGGCACCGUCUACAGUGAAAGCAUCGCGACGCACGCGGCGAGCGGGUUGUUGGAUAUGCCCGAGUGGCGCCGAUCUUCUUCGGGCUCUGGUCGCGACCCUUCGUCAGACGGGGACCCACCGAACCCGUUCCGGAGCUUUCAACCCGAGCAGCUCUUCUUCUAUCUCACCUGUUUCGCACGGUGCGGGAAACAGGGCCGUCAGCGUCGGGAAAACAUCGCCAUAUGCAACUUCGCCCUUCCUGCGUCACCACGUUUCCGACAGGCAUUCAAGUGCCUUCCGCGACACCGACUCGCCAUGAACUUCACUUGGCCAGAGCUCCCUGCAGCCCCUGCCACUGUGGCCGCGUAGCGAACGAACAGUGCUCUGAUGCGUUACUGUUUUUUAUCGUGAUUUAUAUGGAUAAUACCGCAUGGGAAUGACUUAUCCUUGAAAGGCAUGCUUCAAGCGCAACUUGUUUGCCGCGUCGUGAAAACAAACUCGUUGCUCAUACUUUAGCGAACGGUUUCAUGUUGUGUUUCGAGAAAACACUGCUCGCAAUUGUUUUACAUGUGUAAGGGUUGGGGGCAUUUAUGUGUGCUGCCAUAUGAGUGAUGAUCUCUUAGCGCGUGUUUUUCACGCACUGAGCACGUCUAUCAAAUGUCACUUGGUAAAUCGCAAGUGUCGUGUUAUGUGUUCUGCAACUUCAUUCCUUUCUGUGGAUUUACCGUUCGACAUCAACCACUACAGCGAAUUUUGCCUGUACACAGGAUGUGAGAACGAUUUUCAAUUGGAACAUUCGAUAACAACCUGCUUAAAAGACAAAA
Messenger RNA from Dermacentor albipictus, 2742 nucleotides. RefSeq lists its product as uncharacterized. Gene Ontology annotation, molecular function: metalloendopeptidase activity. Gene Ontology annotation, biological process: protein processing. Gene Ontology annotation, cellular component: plasma membrane. Lineage: Eukaryota; Metazoa; Arthropoda; Arachnida; Ixodida; Ixodidae. The record is from RefSeq and is a predicted model, not a curated record.